GUUCCCCCAAUGGCGAGUAGUCUGAUCCGUGGACCGCCACCGCUGACCAAUCCGAAACCAAACCCUCUUCCCCUCGUAGCCUUUUGACUCUUUCUCGAUAUAAGCGCUCUCUGCGAUUCCUAAAGUUCCUUCGUUUGGAUUUCACCCAAAACUCAUGAAGUGCUUCCACUUCACCAACGGCGAAGAGAGGCGCGACGACGGCGACGACGACAACUACGGCGUCUAUGGCGUCGUUUCCCGGGCCGCGUCCAAGGUGUCUUGGGCCCGCUCUCUCAGCGUCGCUUCCACGUCCAGCACGCUCGACAACAGGGACUUCUCCGACUCGGCUGGCUUCCUCGACUUCCUGACUCAGCGACGAUCCAACGAUCUUCGCGUGUUCACCUUCUCCGAGCUUAAAUCUGCCACCAGAGGCUUCAGCAGGGCGUUGCUAAUUGGGGAGGGAGGGUUUGGUUGCGUUUACAGAGGAGUCGUUACGGUUCCUGGCGAUGGGACUGAUGCUCCGGGUUCGAAAAUGGAGGUUGCGAUCAAGCAGUUGAAUCGUAAUGGUCUCCAGGGGCAUAAGGAAUGGAUUAAUGAAGUGAACUUUCUGGGUGUGGUCAAGCACCCAAAUCUCGUCAAGUUAGUGGGAUAUUGUGCAGAAGAUGAUGAGAGAGGGAUUCAGAGACUUCUUGUCUAUGAGCUUAUGCGUAAAAAAAGCUUGGAGGACCAUCUAUUGGCUCGAGUACCUUCUCCUCUCCCAUGGAUUACAAGGUUAAAAAUUGCCCAGGAUGCAGCCCGUGGUUUGGCGUACCUUCAUGAAGAAAUGGAUUUUCAGCUAAUAUUUCGAGAUUUCAAAACGUCAAACAUUUUGCUAGACGAGGAUUUCAAUGCCAAGCUCUCGGACUUUGGACUGGCUAGGCAGGGACCUUGUGAGGGACUAAGCCACGUUUCAACAACAGUUGUAGGGACGGUAGGUUAUGCCGCUCCAGAAUAUGUUCAGACCGGCAGGCUUACUGCUAAAAGUGAUGUUUGGAGCUUUGGGGUGGUUGUCUAUGAGCUUAUCACGGGGAGACGAGCAGUGGAAAGAAACCUUCCCCGAAGCGAGCAGAAACUGUUGGAAUGGGUAAGACCCUACGUGUCGGACUCAAAGAAAUUUCACCUUAUUGUAGACCCUCGAAUCGAAGGACAGUAUUGCAUUAAAUCAGCUCAGAAACUUGCAUCUCUGGCAAACAAGUGUCUGAUGAAGCAGCCAAAAUGCCGUCCUAAAAUGAGUGAGGUGGUUGAGAUACUGGGAAACAUCAUUAACGAGAUGAUAUCUCAAGAUGAAGAUGCCCCUCAGCUUGUCAAUGGAAAUGAAGAGUUUAGGGAAGAAAUCACGGGGGAGAUCGAGAACGAGCCCGAGCCCGUGACCACCAAGCAGGGGAACAAUUAUCUGAAGAAGGUUUUUGACAUUAGAGAAAUGGUCAAUUUGAAAAACAAAUCAUUUGGUAAAUUAGAUUGGAGAAAUUGGACACCUGGAUUGGUAAGAACUUGGUGAUAAGUACUCAGCCUCUGCCGUAAAGAGAACCCCUCAAUUCUGGGAUGGACAGUAGAUGUAGAUAUGUCUGCGAAUCCUGGAAACAUAUGGAGCUUAUGCUUUCUCUCUCCUUUUGCUUGGAGUAUAGUUGUAAAUAUUGCUUGCAAGGAAAGCUGCAUUUGUGAACCAUCCUUUUUUUAUUA
Juglans microcarpa x Juglans regia is the source of this 1698-nucleotide messenger RNA. Its product is annotated as serine/threonine-protein kinase PCRK1. Lineage: Eukaryota; Viridiplantae; Streptophyta; Magnoliopsida; Fagales; Juglandaceae. Gene Ontology annotation, biological process: protein phosphorylation. Gene Ontology annotation, molecular function: protein kinase activity; ATP binding. The record is from RefSeq and is a predicted model, not a curated record. The transcript is spliced from 4 exons. Bases 155 to 1516 code for a protein of 453 amino acids.